Messenger RNA from Amoebophrya sp. A25, 2925 nucleotides. NCBI's taxonomy places the organism in Eukaryota, Dinophyceae, Syndiniales, Amoebophryaceae. The record is from the annotation of a GenBank genome assembly.
GUGAAAUGCAAAACCGUCGAGGGUGCUUGCAGUUUGGCGAAAUCGCUUCGAUGGUUCCCGUCAUCGCUUUGGCGCCGAAAGCGGGCGAACGCAUUCUAGACCUGUGCGCCGCGCCAGGAAACAAGACCCUAGCUCUCGCGGACGCCGUAGGUCAAGACGGGCUCGUCUGGGCCAACGACUAUGACAUCGAGAGGACGUGUUGGACCCUCACGCGACACACUGCGAAAGCACGCUCUGUCGGCGUAGCAAUUAGCUGCUGGGAUGGAUGCACGCUCGGACGGAAAAUUCUCCGAAGCGCAAUUUCUAGUCAAGGGCAAAGUAAAUUAGCAGCUUCACCACGUCAACAACAACUUCCUCCAGUUCAUCCGUUUAUUUUCGAUAAGGUUCUCUGUGAUGUUCCUUGUUCAGCGGAUGGAACGCUGCGCAAGUAUCGAGAUACGGUCCUGGAUUUCGAGCAAAAAUUGAGGUACGCAGUGUUCACGCUUCACCCACUACAGCUGGACUUGCUGGAAACGGCCUUCUCGGUUGUACGUCCUGGUGGUGUGAUCGCAUACUCUACGUGCUCUCUGAAUCCAGUAGAGAAUGAAGCCGUGGUUCGUGAAUUCCUUCGACGACAUCCCCAUGAAGCAGAGCUAGUGCCGAUGUUUGAAGAAGACAAGAAUGAUGCGGUUGAUGGGCUUGCGGAAGCGGAUGACGCCUGUGAUGUUGAUGUUGCGCGUGAAGAUAAUUGCGCUGGGGAUGAAGAUGAAGUAGUUGGGAAGAAAACAAAGCGCAAUCGAAUUGCUGCACCAGAAGGAAAAGAGGAUGAGACUGCUCUUCUUGUCCCCAAUGAACCGACGAAUCCAUGUUCCUCUAGCCCUAGAACAAAGGACCACGAUUCGUUCCCAAAUGAUUGUACCGGUACGUUGCGUGGUACAUCGAGUUUUCAAUGCCUGCGAGGACUUACAACAUGGACGGACGUGGAGGCGUUUUUAGCAGAGGAAGAGGGAAGGCGUGAAGUGGAGCAAACCCCAGGUGGAAAAAGUAGUAGCGUUAUCGCACGCUUAUUUACCCCAAAAACCGAAGAUCUACGAGAUGAUGAUAUUGGUGCGAUACAGAAGAGCAAAGAAGAAGAGGAGGCCAACCACGACGAGACUGCGAAGGACUCAUCUACUAGCUUCGCUUCAAAGAAGCGUGAAAAAAAGCAAAACCCGGGUACAAAGAAGAAGAUCUUUCCGUCUUCCGUUUGUCCGCCUUCUGUGCCGGAUGCAAGGUUGCGAGGGUGUGUGCGUGUGAGUCCCCACUUGGAGUCCGUUGCUGGUGGGUUCUUCCUAGCCCUUAUACGGAAAAAAGACACAAAUGCAACAAUUUCUGAUGGUGAAGAUAUCAAGAACCCUACUUCGAGCUCGAGUUCAACAAUUCCGGAGAAUGAUGAGCAGAAGCUUCAGCAGGAGAAAGAAGAAGACGUAAAACAGCGACAACUUCGACAAGCCGGUUAUUUCAAACGGUUGCGGGAGAAAGCGAAGUGGCGUAGAGAACUAUCCUCAAAAUGGGCACGGUUCUUCACUUCAACCUACGACGAAUCUCUCCUCACCGGCUUCGACUCCGAGAGCCCAUCCGGAGCAAAUGCAACGUCGGAUGAUGUUCUUGAUGCGACCCAGAAACAGAAACCACAUGCGAAAGAACCAUGUGGUGAGACACCAGUAAGGCAAGAAGGAGAGAAAGAAGAGCAGAAAAAGGCAGAACAAGAUUCUAAACAUCACGUCACUCCAUGGGACUUUUAUGGGAUAUCACGAGAAAGCAUUCCCGGGGGCGAGAGUAGUGUGUUUUUUCACACAUCACGAGGACACAAGUGUCCGCGCAAAGUUUGCGUGGUCGCAGAGAAAUUGACUCCUAUUGUGAACAGCGUUCUUGCUAACGACGAGGAGGAGCGUAAUCGUUUGAAGCAGCAACGCGAAAACAAGCUGAACCUUAGCAAGGAAGCCAACCAGAAGAAGUCUACUGGGUUGAAAACUUCAAACGGGCAAGGUCAAUUCCAAGACAUGGAUGAUCCAGAACUUGGCUUCGCCUUGCCCUUGAUUCAGCUAGGUUUGCCACUGUUUAAGCGGGAACGCAACGAGAAGUACAUGCGACACCUUCGGUGCCGCUACCGUCCGACUCAGCGCAUGAUCGAUUUUUUGCUCAAACACCAAACAAAGCGGCGCUUGGCCAUUACUAGUUCCCCUGCAACAUCUACACCAUUUUCUCGCGUCAGUCCCGAUCAUGGAAAGGAUGAGAAUCUUUCUGCUUCGUCUCGCAAGAACAUGGGCAAAAAUAAUGACUUUGUGGAGUUUCUAUCCCGGGAUGCAAAGGAAGGGCUACCGAUGGCAGAAUUUCUGCAAUGGGCCAAGAAAGGCCGCAUCUCCGGGAUCGAAAGCUUGAACGACGAGGUCGGGGCAGCCUUAUUGACAAACGCUGCCGGUUCGCGUGGUGUAUGCGUUUUUGUCACGAGCCAAAGAGUAAUCGUCUACGCCGACCAGGAUGAAGUUGAUGCCUUGUUGUGGGAAGAGAAAAUUACUGCAACUACUGCUCAGUAGUAAAUGUUGCCAGGGAUACGUGGUCUACAACAACAGAAGCCGCGACCGCAAAUGGGGGGAACAAGUAGCCGUCGAGGUCAGACAGUUUCACCUCCCGUGUAGAGCAACUGGGGCAAAUGAAACAGACUCAGCAAAGUGCUGGGGGAUGUUAACUUCGAUGAUGCAUGACACAUUGUCCUCUAGUCCACAGAUGAAAGGGAAUUACCUACUGUACUGAUACUGUGGUGUGAAAACAAACAACUGUACCUCCUGUAUCCCAGUUAAAAGGAAGAUGCCGUUGUACUAGUUCUAGUUGCGGGUUCCAGCCCCGCCUCUAUUACAAAAAAUCAUUCCCACUGUUAUAUAUAAGCAUAUUUGGUUUGCUUAGAAC